Penicillium canescens is the source of this 1161-nucleotide messenger RNA. RefSeq names its product tRNA(Thr) (cytosine(32)-N(3))-methyltransferase. NCBI's taxonomy places the organism in Eukaryota, Fungi, Ascomycota, Eurotiomycetes, Eurotiales, Aspergillaceae. The coding region runs from base 1 to 1161 and encodes 386 amino acids. The transcript has a single exon. Gene Ontology annotation, molecular function: tRNA (cytidine-N3)-methyltransferase activity. The record is from RefSeq and is a predicted model, not a curated record.
AUGUCCACCGAAACCAAUGUACGGGAAGUACGCGAGGUACUCCAGAGCGUCGAGCCUCCCCAGGUGCCCUCCAGUCGCUCCCACGAUCCCAGCAACAACAUGAAGCGAAGCGACCCGUUCCAAUUCGGAUCGCGAUUCCUCGAAAAGGGCGACGACGUCUUCGAGUUCAAUGCCUGGGACCACGUCGAACCAGAUGACGAAUUCAAGGCCUUUGCCCAAACACAAUAUGCGAAACAGCGCGAAACACGAGUAUCGGACUUUGAUCGCAACCGAUUCAACAAUGAUCCAGCUAAGUGGUGGAACCUUUUCUAUAAGAACAACACAGACAACUUCUUCAAGGACCGCAAAUGGUUGCGUCAGGAGUUCCCUGUUCUCGCGGAAGUCACACAGAAGGAGGCUGGUCCCCAGGUCGUUCUGGAGGUUGGCGCGGGUGCUGGAAACACCGCGUUCCCUCUGAUCGCCAACAAUGAGAAUGAGCAUCUCAAGGUUCAUGCUUGCGAUUUCUCAAAAUAUGCCGUGAAGGUCAUGCGCGAGAGCGAGCACUACAAUGAGAAAUAUAUGGCGGCCGAUGUUUGGGAUGUGGCUUCUAUGCCCACUGAAGAGGACAACGGUCUCCCGCCUGGUUUGACCGAAGGUUCGGUUGACGUUGUCAUUCUCAUUUUCAUCUUCUCUGCUCUGGCUCCUACCCAAUGGGACCAGGCUAUCCGCAACAUCUACCGUGUUCUGAAGCCCGGUGGCCGCGUGCUGUUCCGCGACUACGGCCGCGGUGACCUCGCCCAAGUGCGCUUCAAAAAGGGCCGUUAUAUGGAAGAGAACUUCUAUGUUCGUGGCGACGGUACCCGCGUCUACUUCUUCGAUGAGGACCAGCUCGUUGAUAUGUGGGGUACCUGGUCUGCAGAGAGGGGCUUGCAGAUUCCCAUCUCUGCAGAGGCUCCCGCAGACGGUGCUGAGGGUGAGACGCCAGAGCCUGUUGAGGAGAAAUCUGCAGAGGCUAAGGAGGCUGCCAAGAAGGAAGGGGCUUUCGAGGUUAAGCUUAUGGGAGCUGAUCGGCGAUUGAUUGUCAACCGUCAAAGCAAAUUGAAGAUGUACCGCUGCUGGAUGCAGGGUCACUUCGUCAAGCGCGAUGGGUCUGCGGUUGAGGCUACUGAGGUUGCGCCAUAA